CACCCCUUCCUAGCGAAGCGGAAUCCAGAAAAAGCGAGGGAGAAGAUGAGUGACGCACCCAAGAGGCAAGGAGGCCGACCAAUGCCCCCGCCUGCAAGAGGCCCUCCUCCGCCUCCUCCCCCUCGCCCACGCUUCGAACCAGUUGAUCGCGAAAAGACGUGUCCGCUACUACUGCGAGUGUUCACUAAGACUGGAGGUCAUCAUACCAAUGAGGAAUUCGCAGUGAGAGGCAAGGAGCCGAAGGAUGAGGUUCAAAUUUAUACAUGGAAGGAUGCAACUCUUAGGGAGUUAACUGAUCUUGUCAAAGAAGUGGCUCCGGCUGCAAGGAGAAGAAAUGCAAAGCUUUCCUUCGCAUUUGUUUAUCCUGAUAAGCAUGGCCGCUUCUUGGUUAAAGAGGUGGGCAAAACUUUAUCAUAUGGAAAUGGACGAUUAGAUGAUGGCAAGGCUUUAGCUGAACUUGGUUUUGAGAUUGGCGAUUACUUGGAUGUGGCAAUUCUAUAAUUGAAUGUGUCGGGGAUGGUCCCUUGGGAAGGUCUUGUAUCACCAAUUAGGCUAUUUUCGAAUUUAAAGAGUGUUCUCCUAUGUGUACAUUCUUGUGGACUAUGUAGUGAUCAAAGUCACUUGGACUGAAAAUUCUAGUUUGCUGCCACUGCAUCUCCCACUCGAUUGGACGAUCCCGCCGUAAACUGUCGCCAGUGAACAAUUAACAAAUAUGUCCAAUUAACAAGUAGUUCCGUCAUUUUUUAAAGUUGAUUUGUGUGUUUAUUUACUCAAAUGACUUAAAUUCAUUUGUUGGCCCUGGCAAGUCCAAGCAGCUAUGCGGGCCUCUUU
Messenger RNA from Neltuma alba, 831 nucleotides. Its product is annotated as histone deacetylase complex subunit SAP18. The record is from RefSeq and is a predicted model, not a curated record. Gene Ontology annotation, cellular component: nucleus. Bases 46 to 501 code for a protein of 151 amino acids. Gene Ontology annotation, molecular function: transcription factor binding; transcription corepressor activity. The transcript is spliced from 6 exons. Gene Ontology annotation, biological process: negative regulation of DNA-templated transcription. Lineage: Eukaryota; Viridiplantae; Streptophyta; Magnoliopsida; Fabales; Fabaceae.